Messenger RNA from Cladocopium goreaui, 701 nucleotides. The record is from the annotation of a GenBank genome assembly. Lineage: Eukaryota; Dinophyceae; Suessiales; Symbiodiniaceae.
CAUGCAUGCGCUCCUCAGAGCGAAUCCUUGGAGGCCAAUUUCCCUCCUGAGAUAUUUCUUCACGUGCUGGGUUUUCUUCCUGUGCAAGAAGUGAUGAAACAGAAAGUUCGGGCAGUGUCCAGCAGUUUUGGGUGCUGGAAGGUCUGGCUAACUCAUUUGUUCCGCUUGGUGGACAUAGACACACUUCAGCCGCUGAGUGAUGUUCCGAUGGCGCGAGAGUGGCAUCCCGUUGAAGAGUUCACAACUUGCAUGAUACUGUCAUUCAGAGGAAUUGACACAUCAAUGAUGCCCGGCGAAGACCAGAGACAGAGAAUACUAUCAACAAUACGACUUUAUCCUGCUUUUUCAGAGGGCUUCCAAGGCUGCUUGCAACUCUUCUGUGGCCCUGCGAAGCGAAUUGUCGGAGGCAUGCACUUCGAAUAUUUCAAGUUCAUCGCGACAAAGACAUUCGAAAGUUGCGGAAGAACCAGGCCACCAAUGUGAAGAACGACAUCGUUUCAUCAUCUAUGGAAACGAAUUGGAGCAAAAUGGAUGAAGAGGAGAAUGACAGCCUCCUCCAAUGAAUCUUGAUUGAUGUGAUGCAACUUGAAGGCCCACUGAGGUGUACAUAGACUUCAGUAGACCUCCAAGAAGCUGAAAGCGAUGAUGUCUACCCGACAAUGGCGGGCGCUAAACGACAAGCUUGCACAACCGGUUCAAAA